AUGUACCAAAGCCUGGCCCUCACCUCCAACCACGGCCAGUCCGCCUACACUCAUGACUCUCGGCCAACUUCCUCCACCACCAGCCCUCCGGUCUACGUGCCCACCAGCCGGGUGCCCGCCAUGCUACAGCCCCUGCCUUACCUCCAGAGCUGUGAGAGUGCCCACCAAGGGCACCACCUGGGCAGCCAUCCGGGGUGGCCACAGACGGCUAACGAGAGCCACGCUUUCAACGGCAGCAGCCCCCAUACCCCCUCCGGCUUCACCUACUCCCACAGCCCACCGGUGGGAAACAACACUGGCAGGGAGGGAGCCUACCACCACCAGAGCCCCCUGAUGCUGAGCGGGGGCACCCGGGAACAGUAUGGCAAUGCCCUGGUACGUUCCGUCAAUGGCUCCUACUCCACGCCGUACCCCUAUGUCAGCCCGGACAUGACACCGACCUGGGCACAGGGCCACUUUGACGGCACCAUGCUGCACACCCUGCAGGGGAGAUCGGCCUUACAGGGCAGGAGAUCCAGUCUAGAAUUCCUCGAAGAUUUCCAUGCUGAGGGCAGGGAAUGCGUCAACUGUGGGGCAAUGUCUACACCUCUGUGGAGACGAGAUGGCACUGGACACUACCUGUGUAAUGCUUGCGGACUGUACCACAAAAUGAAUGGAAUCAACAGGCCACUUGUGAAGCCUCAGAAAAGGCUGUCUUCCUCUCGACGUGCCGGACUCUGCUGUACAAAUUGCCACACAACUACCACAACCUUGUGGAGGCGAAACUCAGAUGGAGAACCAGUGUGCAACGCCUGCGGCCUUUACAUGAAAUUACAUGGGGUUCCUCGACCUCUAGCCAUGAAGAAAGAAAUCAUACAGACACGAAAGAGGAAGCCCAAAAAUGUUAAGGGAAAGAACUCCACAGGGUCAUCAGCCUCGGCUAAUACCUCACCGUCCUCAGUUACAACAGACACUACACCGGUAUUAAAAACAGAACCCGCUCUCUCUGUACAGUACUCGGGGCAGGGAAUGGGAGCUGCUUCCCAGGGUCAAACAGAUGAUCUUGUACCUGGGUCCCAUGAGCUAAAAUUUAUUUCAGAUGAAUACCCCUUCAGUCAAACUGGCUUGAGCCAACAGUCAGGAAUCAAUGUUCCUCUUCGUCAGGACUCAUGGUGUGCACUAGCGCUUGCUUAA
Staurois parvus is the source of this 1173-nucleotide messenger RNA. NCBI's taxonomy places the organism in Eukaryota, Metazoa, Chordata, Amphibia, Anura, Ranidae. The record is from the annotation of a GenBank genome assembly.